Molecule: messenger RNA, 983 nt
Organism: Leguminivora glycinivorella
Lineage: Eukaryota; Metazoa; Arthropoda; Insecta; Lepidoptera; Tortricidae
Product: salivary glue protein Sgs-3-like
Exons: 2
Coding region: 489-881 (130 amino acids)
Source: RefSeq, a predicted model, not a curated record
GCUCAACGCAUUAGCAUUGCCAUCCAAUGUGGCAAUGCGGCCAGUCUCAAAGCGCCAACAAUCAAAAGUACUCUUGGCUAAAGGGUCAGGGUCACCACACUCGUCACGAGUUACCAAUACAUAAUAUUAAGCAUUAACUUUAUAUUCCAGCUAUCAAUAUGCCUGCUCGUGCUCUGCUGCGUAUCCCUGACCCUGCAAGCCCCCGACCACAACCGCACCCGCCGGGAUGACAAACCAGCUCCCCCCGCCACCCCUGCCGUCCCCUUUAAUAUCGCUGACUUCCAAGGGUUCCUGAACGUCAUCUCCAAUUGGAUACCAGGCGCUAAGAAGGAUAAGGAUAAGGAACCGGAGAAGAAGGAAUAGGGAAUGAGAACAGGAUCUUGAACUAGACAUGAGACCGUGGAGAACGUAGGGUAAUACCACUAAUAGUUUUAUACAUAACUUGCGAAGUUCACGUUCUCGCCAAAUCACACCACGAGCAUCACAACAUGUGUUCUGACCAUUCUGAAAAAUCUCGUGAGACCUCUGCAGACCCUCCUGAUGUCCAAACAGAAUCAACAGAAGAUACUACUGAUACUACUACAAUUGCUACUGAUAUUACUACUAAGCUAGUGGCUACAAGACCUACUACCACAGCGGGAUCUAGUACUACAACUGAUAUUACUACUCCUAAACCAGUGGUUACAAACCCUACUAAGCCAGGACCCACUACAACUGACAUUACUGCCCCUAAUCCAAUGGCUACAAAACCUACGCCAAGUAAACCAGGAUCUACAGACUCGAAUGUGCCGACACAGAAACCUAACCCAAUAAGUAAUAUUCCUAAUAAAAUAAAAGACACUAUUGAUAAGAUUUUCCAGGACGAAGAUAAAAGCCAAUAAGAUAUUUCCCAAAAAUAAAGCUAGCCAUAAAGUGGGUUUUUUAUUUAAUUAGCACACGUCAUCACGGAAAAUGCAUGAAGACACAUCAGCGCCUCUAAACGG